AUGACGACGGUAAAAGAAGACAUCGAGACAACUUUAGUCGAUUAUUUUGUGGUUGCUGGAUAUGACCCUGAUGUUGGACUGGUGAUUGACACCACAUGUGAUGACCCUGUUUGUGGAGAGGAAAACGGGCUAAAUCCAAAAGCGAGAGAUCAGCAGCCACCCUUACAGCGUUCUUUCGUUGCGAAAAUUUUACACCAUUUUCCACAGAAACGGCCCGGAGCUCCUUUUUCUGAUGAGGUGCUAUCGCUAUGUAUGCCAAAAGGACUUCGCUUCUUUACGGAGAAGAAUGUCCCCUCAAAUAUCACAAUGCAUACCUUCGCCAACAUUCGGGAAGAUGGUAAUCGUAUAAAUGGCACUGUCAUGACUUUUUACGAGGAAGUUCGAGAUUCCCGAUUAUGUGAGGCUAUGUCAUUGCUUCACACUGAACACGUGCGAAAACUUACAGCCGGUGAACCACCGUUGGAUCGAGAACGGCAUCAUGUACCCCCAGGUACAGUAUCAGGUGGCACCCACACCCUCCCUCGUGGUCGAAGGAGUAGAACAAAACGUAUAUCUUAUUACGACGGUGGCGGUCACAACACUUUAUUCAUGAGUAAAACGUUGUGCCUUAUAACAAGACUACCUCUGGUAUGCUCGACGAUGACGAUUUUACGAACUCUUCAUGAAAUACUCACCGCUGGUUCUCAGCCAGAAUUGCCUUUGGAAAGUUAUAUUUAUUGGAUCCUUAACGAAAUUCCAUUACCAUUGCCUGGAACGACGCUUAAGGUAACAAUGUUGGAUUCUACCAUACUUGUACAGCGACCAGGUUCCAGAGAGUUGCCCAUUUUUGACGAUUCAUUAGGUGCAAUGUUCCAGUAUAUUUCUGUGGAGAAGUUCCUUAGAUUAUUCACUUGUUUCUUGCUAGAGCACCAAAUACUAAUCUGUUCUAAAGAAUAUUCUCGUCUUAUGUGCGUCAGUGAAGCUUUGUGUGCACUAGCUUUUCCAUUUCGCUGGCAGAUGGUUUAUGUCCCAAUUCUGCCGUAUUCACAAUUGAAGUUUGUGGAAGCACCGGUUCCAUACAUCAUGGGUUGGUGUUACGAGGAAAGCGUUCCUGACUUUCUCUUUCAAUCUAACGUGUGUGUUCUGGAUAUUGACACCGGAAGGACAGAAUUUCCGGAGGAUCUACCUGCGUUUCCUGGUGCAAAGCAGCUUUGUCAAGAAAUCAAAACAGCCCUUGAAAGGUAUUCGAAGUGGGAUGAAAUGUCAAAGUCUAUUGUGAGUGGAACAACACCACUAACAAAUUCACCUGCGCCUGGUGUUCCCAACCGCAGCAACAACGUUCGUCGCACGGAGGAAUGGUCCGCAAAACGGAUGAGUCGUUCAUUUGACCACGAUGAUGCGCUUGAUGAAACUAUUAGCGAAUCUGUGUUGUUCUCUCCACGUCCUUCGCGUGCGGAUCUGGCUCCGCUACCACUUGAAAGUGUGUUAAAGAACAACUCCACUCUAGCAAGAGUAGCGGAAAUAGCUCGAAGAGCCGGUGUUGUGGUAGAUGUUCAAGACCUUGAGCACGAAUUGUCUUGUAAAGAUCAGUAUGCGAAUUCUCCAGUCUGCAAGCAGUACUUCCAGAAUGCUCGCUUGAACAAUGCCAUUCGGGAAUGCGUACUGAAUAGGAUAGUUUGCAUGCUGUAUUCAUAUGAACACUUCGUUGUUGGCGGACAAGGGUGCUCAGAUCGUGAAACCUUUGAUGAUAGCAGAGAUAGCAUGGUUUGUUUUGACAAAGCUUCCUUUCUCUCUGACCAACCAGACAGUCAUUUGGCUUUUCUAGCUGCAUUCUUGGAAACACAGAUGUUCACCUCUCUGAUCGACGCCAAGAUCCUGUCACAGUGGGAGACUCCCGACGAGAAUCUAGUUCUAUUCGAUUCGCGGAUAGCUGCGAUGCGCGAGAAGCUUGGCCUCUCUAUGGUGCGGACACCAACUUAUGAAAGCACGCCACCAUUUGCUCAUACUGAAGAGUUAAUAUCUAAACGUGAAGAAACGCUGGACUAUGUCGUACCUGGCCCCCACGAACUUGCUGGAGCAGUAACCAUGCGGUAUGAAGGAGUUUGGCCGCAGCAAAUCAACACAGCUCUCCUAGAAGGAGCUGUAGGUCUUAGCCCAGCUCCAAGUCCUUGGAAGCAGCGAUAUCCGAGGUUGCGGCCAAAACAACAAGAUGUAAGCACAUUUAGCCGCCACAGAAAGCCCAAAAAACUCACCUGCUGUUUAUUUUGGGUUGCUGGAUCCAACGCCCGUCCCACUAGUACUUAUGGAGGCGCUGGCUUGGUAGGAGACUCUCCUGCUUUGAUUGCCCAACAGCAGCUGAAAUUUGUGGAUCAGCUUUUGCGCGAAACGAAAGGCAAGACAAAACGUAUGCUUGUGGACAAAAUGGGAAAAGAAGCCGUGCAGCUGGGUCAUCUGGACGCCGGAAUUACGGGUGUUGAAGAAAACACACUUGUCGCAUCCUUCUGUGACCUUUUAGAAAGAAUAUGGGCACAUGGACUUAUCAAGAAACAGGGUAAAUCAUCCCUGUGGAGUUUCGUUCUCCAACAUCAGGAUUUGGAAAAGACAGGUCUUUCUAUGCGAACGAUGUCGUCUUCUAUGCUCACUCCAGGAGGAUUGAUGAGGCGAGCACCUUCUUUACCAUAUUGUGAGGUUCCCGCACCUGUUAUUGUCCAACCUUCAAACGAGAAUGACUUCGCUGGUGCUAUUUCGGAUCUCGUGGAAUCCAUCCAGCGAGAACUCGGGAAAGGGGAUGACGAGAGUGCACCGGCAUGGUCUCGGUCAAUUUUACGAGCGGCCAACUUCCUCGCGGAUAAGUUGACCAAUGCACCAAAAGAGGAAUCUCGCGGAUCGCUGUCCACUGCCUUCACGCAUCGUCGGACAGUGCCGCCAACUAUGAAGAAGUCGAAUUCUGUCGGUGAUUUUACAAAUCCAAGUUGGAACAAUGAGGUCAGUGGAGCACCAGAAAUGGUCACAGGUUCACCACGUAGAAGAUCACAGAGUCGUCCGAGAAGUCCUGAAACUGGUCCACGUGUACUCUUGGCGCCCCUGCCUACUCAUGUGGCAUACGACCUAAAGAACGUUCUGCGGAUGACCGAAAUAAAGACUGAUAUUGGAUAUGCGAGAGCAUUUGUGCGAUUAGCAUUGGAGCGAAAACUGCUGCAUCGACAUCUCGCAACGCUUUUGGCAAAUACACGCUUGUUGAGCGAACUGUACAGACCUCACGCCUUUGUACGAUCUGAGGAUGAAAGAGAACAGUUUCUAUACCAUAUAUUAUCCCUUAAUGCUGCACAAUUCCGUUGCUUCACAAACACCUUCACGAAAACUAAAAUGGAUUAUCAAGUCGUCAUUGUGACCGGUGGCUGGCGAGGAUCAUUACCAGCUGUUUGGGUUACGGUUGGCGGAAGCCUCUGCAGCAGUCCUCAGAUUAAUCUCCCUGCCAACACACCGCUGUUCAAAUUCGAUCACAAGAAUCUAGGAGUAUUGUCGACGCUACGGAUCGGUCAUGCAUCUGGGACAGAAAAGCCUCCCAAGUGGUAUCUAGACUAUGUAAUCGUUCGAAACGAAAUCACGGGUCAGAUGUACAGAUUUCCAUGUGGUCGAUGGUUUGGUCAAGGAGUCGAAGACAGCCGAUGGUUCGGCAAUGGUUGUGACAUCAGUCUCGAAAGAUUAUUAGUAGCAGAACCAGUUUUUGAUGACGACGGUGCUGACUCAGCGUUCGGCACGGUACCGAAUUCGCCAGCGCGAAGUGCUAGAAGAGGAAGGGUUUCUUCUAGAAGUCAAACACCCCAACGAGAACGUAGCCCCUCACAAGGUCGCGCGCAUGACUCAGCUCCAAGUUGGAAAACCCGUAUCACGGAAAUCCAGCAAGUUCUUGGUGAAGCCGUCAAUGCUUUGGUGAAGUAUUUCUACAGCGAGAAACAUAGUAAGAGUGAACUGGCGCAUUUGCUAUGUGGUGAACGAGGAUUGGUCAACGCUAUUGAACAGGCUUUCCAGUUUGGACGUCACGGUUCUGUAUGGCUCUUCCGGCAACCCUCUCCAUGGGAUUAUGUAGAGAAAGUAUGUGUGUUUCUGAUGGAUUUGUUGCGACGUCGUGAUGCGACAUGGCCACGUGAACAACGUGAACUCAUAACACAUGCUCUGAGAAUUGUGCGUCGAAUAUCAGAACGUGGUGCUCUCGGAAAAGAUGCGAAAUUUCACGUUUUUGUCCUGUUGACGAUGAGAGACCACAUGCUGUCCGGCUUUUUACAGUUAAUGGCGUGGACGCCGGUGACAGCGCAGUUGUACGACGAACCGUCUUUCUUGCGUUCUCCUACGCAUUUAACAUAUCUGUCAAGAUUGCUGGACUCGCUCAAUGAGUUUAAUUUUACUCUUGAUCCAUCGCUAACUUACGGUGUGGUGUAA
Necator americanus (New World hookworm) is the source of this 4419-nucleotide messenger RNA. RefSeq lists its product as uncharacterized. The transcript has 32 exons. The coding region runs from base 1 to 4419 and encodes 1472 amino acids. The record is from RefSeq and is a predicted model, not a curated record. NCBI's taxonomy places the organism in Eukaryota, Metazoa, Nematoda, Chromadorea, Rhabditida, Ancylostomatidae. Gene Ontology annotation, molecular function: guanyl-nucleotide exchange factor activity; small GTPase binding.